ACGUUUACCAGUCAAACACGACACAGACUUGUUUAAAAGUGUAAAUGUGGGAGCCUUACACAGAUCUGUGACAAUUAUCAUAAUACAGUAGUAUAUAAAUUUGCUUUUUGUUCUAUAAAAAAAUUAACAAUCUUCUGGGAUAUGUAAAACAUUACCAGGCCUAUUUAAAAAAAGAAUUACUACCAGUAUCUUCUUGAAUGACCUAUAACAUUGUCAUAAACUCCAAGAAAAGUAGGGUCAAAUACCUUCUAAGAGAGAUCUGUAUUUAGCUUUACUAUUCGAAGAAUAGGUAGAGGUUAAGUUUUUAUAUGUAAUAUGGUAUCUCAGUACUCACUUAAGGGAAUGGAUUGAAACUUCACACACGUGUCCAUUGUACAGGAACCAUAACUAGAUAUUUAGCAAUUUCAUUCAAAAAUCAUUCUCUGUACCUACAAAUUUUUAUUAUUCUGUCAAAAACCCUUCAAAAAUACCAUUAAUUAAAAAAAUACAGGUGUAUUCCGGUUAUGGAAAGUGUAGUCCAGUUUUUAGAUGGAUUCCAGUUUAAUGUGUGACCGCUUGACAUGUAUAAAUGAAUUAUGAAGUGUCAAUUAUGUUGAAAUAGUCAAUUUGCUGAACAAGUUUAUAAACUUUGGUAGCUUAUUUCUUUGUUUUCAUCAUUUCGCCAUAAUAAAAUUCCUCUGAAUCCUCAUACUGCUGUUUUUAUAUGCCCAAAGGGAUGUAUUGUGUUAUACCUCCGGUGUCAGUCCGUCCGUUAGCAAUUUCAUGUCCGCUCUGUAACUCUUGAACACCUUGAGGGAUUUCAAAGAAACUUGACACAAAUGUUCACCACAAGAUUAUGUGCAUAGCGCAUGUUCUGGAUGUCUUGCUUCAAGGUCAAGGUCAUACUUAGGGGUCAAAAGUUAUCGCUCUGUAACUCUUGAACCCCUUAAAGGAUUUCAAAGAAACUUGACACAAAAGUUCACCACAUCGAGACGAUGUGCAGAGCGCAUGUUAUGGAUGGCUAGCUUAAAGGAUACUGAAGGUGAAAGUCAAGGCAAGAAGUUGUUAAGAUCAUGGUUAAAUAAAAGCAUGAAAAUACAGAUGACUGAUGGUAGAACGUUGAUAGGUAUCUUCUUGUGUACAGACAGUGAACGGAAUGUGAUACUGGGGUCAUGUGAAGAAUAUUUAAAGCCUCCAGAUCAUGUGGAGAAGAAGGAAGAACCAAGGAUUUUAGGUCUAGCCAUGAUUCCAGGACACCAUAUUGUUAGUAUACAUGUGGAUGAGGACAGAGGAACUCCACAGCAAAGUAUCAUGUGACAGGUCAUGUGACAUGAUGCAAAUGAAUAGUCGGGGAUUCUAAAUAUAGAAGAUAGACAUGACAUGCAAUCAAAGUUCUAAUAUAGGGGCAGGUCCUCAUAGAAGUCAAUCAAGAGUCAUAGUUCUUGAAACUGAAGAUUGAUGCAUGUUGAAAUAGGGAGUUAAUCAUGAGAAGAGGAACAUCAAUAACUUUGUCUACCAAUAGAAAGUUUAAAUGUCAGUGUGGCAUGAAAUUAUUUGAAGACAAGGGUAGAGUUAUUGCACUCACUCCUUUGUUGACUUUUGCAUCCAGAUUUGUUAAGUUGGUAUUUCUUGAGACUCAGUAAUCACUAGUGGAAAAUUUGGGAAUAAAUAAACACAUUAGUUCACUAUCUUGAUCUGAUAUGCAAUGCGCAUGGUUCCAUAACUUUCUUUUUCUUUUUCACAAUGCCGAAUGUUAUGCCCCUUUUCCAGCUUGGCCAAUUUUGGUUAAGUUUUUUGCCCCAAUUUGAACUUGUUUAUUCAGCUGCAUUGAUUGAUUGAUUGAUUUUUUAUGACGAGGCUUACAAAUAGUUGAGCACUGCUGUCCUAGGACAGCUCGUGUUUCGUCAUGAAAAAUUGUGGAAAUAUUUUUCAGCAUGUGAAUUUGUGCUCUUGAGUUUUGUUUUGAUUUCAUUCUGCAAGACCAGAGUUAUAACCCUUGACUUACUCAAAAUAUGCAUUAAGCGCAUAACAGUUUGUGUCCCAUGUACAAUUUAUAGAGUCAUAAAACAUUAGAGGAUUGUUAUUUAAUUUGCUGGGUAUGACAUUUCAUGGUUUUUGUCUAAAUGGAUAUUUCUCGGAGGAUAUCAGUUCAUGGAGAAUUCAAGUUUUGAACAUAAAAUGAAAUGGAAAGUAUACUUGUUCAUUGGCAUUAAAUUUCUUGAAUAGGUUCAACCACGAAAUCCAUGAAAAUUAGUCCUUCCAUGAAUAUUAAUGAUUUCCAAGUAUAUUCUGAAAUAGGCUUUGGUGGAAUGACAAUUUUAAAAAUAAUCAAAGUUAUUUAAAACUUAUAUUAUUAUGCUAAACGAUGGCUUUGAAUAGACUGCAACACUAACUUGAGGUAGAGCACAUUGUCACAAGUCAUCAACUAAGGUCAUGUAUGCAGAAACAGGUUGAGGUAUACAUUCUCUGCAACUGGAGACAUCACAUUUAAUAAGUCUAUGAUGCAUUCCUGAUUCAUGUUGAGAAGCGAUUUACUUGAGAACAGUAAAUACCUGUACGGAAUUCAGGAAUGCUGGUUUCUCAAAUACUGUUUUAAUGAUUCUAGACCCAGAUUUCAUACACGUAUUUGAAAAUAUGGACAAUAACCACUACAAGAAAUUAACAAGUUUAUGUGUGUUAACAGUACUAUGCGUUAGGUUUAAAACACAGUAUAAAUGUAUACUUCAACUGAAAAAGUUCAUGUGCAGUGUUGAAAGUAAUGCUAAUCUACUAAGUUAUCAAUGUAAUUAUGCAUAUUCUCUUUUUGGACUGUUAUUUUUUUCGGUUUAUAAAAAGCAUUAUGGAACUUAAUUAUGAAUGUAUCUCAACAUGUACAAUUGAUAAGUAAAAUACAUUUGAAGAGGGUUUUCAACAUUUGAAGUAGUUCUAAAUAUAUGAAGAAAAUAUUUUAGUGAGAGAUGGGCAUUAAAUACUUUUGAAUCCAUAAAAAAAAGUUUUGAAUCAGUUUUUAACUUGACUAUUCGAAGAAUAGCCUAGCUAUUCUACUCUCCCUGGCAUCGGCGUCACACCUUGGUUAAAAUUUUGCAUGCAAGUACAUAUGGCUAUCAUUUAAAGGCAUAUAGCUUUGAAACUUAUUUUCUCUUUUUCUAGGUCAGUUACCAACCUCACUAGGUCAAGUCCAAUAACUCUGACUUGUAUUUUGGCCAAAUUAUGCCCCUUAUGUCUCCAAAACUAAUGCAGAUAUUGAAUUGAAACUUCACAUGUGUCUUUGGGGUUAUAAAAGUAGUUAAUAGCAUUCCAUAACCCUGACAUGCAUUUUAGCAAAAUUAUGUCCCCUUUUGAACUUAUGUGUAAAGUUUUGCACACAAGUUACUAUCUCCAAAACUUAUGCAGAUACGGGAUUGAAACUCCAUAGAUAUUUUAACAUUGGGGUAAUAUUCCUGCUUCUGGGACAACAAUUUGAAUAAUCGAGCAUUGCCUGUCUUACGGACAGCUCUUGUCAAAUUUAUGUAGUAGAUGAGUAACGAUAACAGGAAAAGAAUGAAUACUUGUAAACAGAGAAUAUGUCUGUCUAAAUAGUUUUCAAAAUAUUUCCCACAAUUAUGAUUUUUUCUGUGAUAAAUUGUUAUCUUACUGCUUUGUUAGUGUGUUCAGUUUUUGUUGAAAACCUGAGUUAUUAGAUUGGGGUAGAUGUCGGUCGGGCGGGCGGGUGGGCGGCGGCGUCAAACUGGUGUUUCCGGUCAAUAACUUUUGUUUCGGUAAAGAUAUUUGAAUAAAACUUGGUAUGUAUGUAGCUUAUAUCAAGACAAAGGCUAGGAUUGAUUUUGGGGUUUCUGGGGUCAAGGUCAAGGUCACUAUUACUUAAAAUAGAAAAAGGGUUUCCGGUCAGUAACUUUUGUUUCGGUAAAGAUACUUGAAUAAAACUUGGUAUGUAUGUAGCUUAUAUCAAGACAAAGGCUGGGAUUGAUUUUGAGGUUUCUUGGGUCAAGGUCAAGGUCACUGUACUUAUAAUAGAAAAAGGGUUUCCGGUCAAUAACUUAACGUAGGAAUGAGCUAUCUUGAUGAAACUUGGUGUUUAGAAAACUUAUAUAAAGUUGUAGCUUGGGAUUGAUUUUGGGGUUUCUGGGAUCAAGGUCAAGGUCAUUGUUACUAAAAAUAGGGUUAGGGUUAGGUUAGGGUUAGGGUUAGCAUAUCUUCUACAUGCAUGGAGGGAUUUUGAUGAAAGUUGGCACAAUUGUUCACCAUCAUGAGACGGAGUGUCAUGCACAAGAACCAGGUCCCUAGGUCUAAGGUCAAGGUCACACUUAGAGGUCAAAGGAUACAAGAAUGAAAACUUUGUCCGGAGCAUAUCUUCUUCAUGCAUAGAGGGAUUUUGAUGUAACUUGGCACAAUUAUACACCAUCAUGAGACGAAGUGUCUUGCGCAGUUCCCUACUUUAGAAUUACUUCCCUUUGUUGUUACUAUAAAUAGCUUAUAAUAAUUAAAAAGUUACAAUAUAAGUUAAACUUAUAUUGUAACUUUUUCAUUACUAGACGUAGGGAAAAAUGGAGACCACUUUUCUGUAGUACAACAUGCAUGUUACAUCCAAUUUUGAGGUGUAUUUUGACCAAUCUCUACCUGGUAAGGAUUUCUGUGUGGACUUACAAUUUUUUUUUUUGUAUUUUUUUUUUUAGCUCACCUGUCACAUAGUGACAAGGUGAGCUUUUGUGAUCACCCUUCGUCCGUCGUCCGUCGUGUGUUCGUGCGUCCGUGCGUGCGUCCGUCCGUCCGUCCGUCAACAAUUUCUUGUCUGCACGAUAGUGGUUUCAUUUAUGAUUUUAUUUUAACCAAACUUGCACACAACUUGUAUCACCAUAAGAUCACGGUUCCUUUCUUGAACUGGCCAGAUCCCAUUAUGGGUUCCAGAGUUAUGGCCCCUGAAAGGGCCAAAAUUAGCUAUUUUGACCUUGUCUGCACAAUAGCAGCUUUAUUUAUGAUUUGAUUUUUACCAAGCUGGCACACAACUUGUAUCACCAUAAGAUCUUAGUUCCUUUCUUGAAUUGGCCGGACUCCAUUAUGGGUUCCAGAGUUAUGGCCCCUGAAAGGGCCAAAAUUAGCUAUUUUGACCUUGUCUGCACAAUAGCAGCUUCAUUUAUGAUUUUGUUUUAACCAAACUUGCACACAACUUGUAUCACCAUAAGAUCUCGGUUCCUUUCUUGAACUGGUGAGAUUCCAUUAUGGGUUCCAGAGUGAUGGCCCCUGAAAGGGCCAGAAUUAGCUAUUUUGACCUUGUCUGCACAAUAACAGCUUCAUUUAUGAUUUGAAUUUAAUCAAACUUGCACACAACUUGUGUCACCAUAAGAUCUCGGUUCCUUUCUUGAACCGGCCAGAUCCCAUAAUGGGUUCCAGAGUUAUGGCCCCUGAAAGGGCCAAAAUUAGCUAUUUUGACCUUGUCUGCACAAUAGCACCUUCAUUUAUGAUUUGAUUUUAACCAAACUUGCACACAACUUGUAUCACCACAAGAUCUUGGUUCCUUUAUUCAACUGGCCAGAUUCCAUCAUGGGUUCCAGAGUUAUGGCCCCUUGAAGGUCCAAAAUUGGCUAUUUUGGCUUUUGCAGCCAUAUAGAGACUUCAUUUAUGGUUUUAUUUGAUACAAACUUCCAAAAUACCUUCAACAACAAGAAAUCUUGGAUUCCACGACAAAUCAGAUCCAAUCAUAGGUUCCAGAGUUAUUUUAUAUCUGAUUACCUCCCCUGAUUGUAAUCAAAAUGGAUUUAUAUCAGUAAGUACUUACAGGACUUAUUUGAAAUUUCAUUAUUGUUAUUAGUUGGACUGAGACAAUCAGGGUAGAUAACUAUGGACUGAUUUUAUGUCAAAUUACCUCCCUUUAUUUCAAAUUAAAAUUGUUAUAUCUCCAUAACUAAUGAAGAUACUGAUCUGAAAUUUCAUUUAUGUCAACAGAUUUAUUUGGCAGAUCCUUCUUUUGUCCACUUACAAUAUUUUUUUUUUAAUUACUUCCCUUUUACGUUACUAUAAAUAGCUUAUUUUUAGUAACUUUUUUAUUAUUGGCUGUAGGGAAAAACCGAGACCACUUUUCUGUGGUACAACAUGGAUGGUACCUCCAAUUUUUAGGUGUAUUUUAACAUAUCUAUACCUUGUAAGAUUUUUUUUUCUUUCUGGUUAAAUUUCUUCCCUUUGUUGUUCCUGUCCUUUGGACUUAGAUAUUUUUUCUGAGGACCUUCUAGUCCUCAAGUGCAAUGAUAACAGGUGAGCGAUAUAGGGCCAUCAUGGCCCUCUUGUUUUUUUUUUUUUUUUUUUUUAAGAUUAACUUCCUUUAGUUGUUACUAUAAAUAACUUAUAUUGUAACUUUUUUAUAAUUGACCGUAGGGAAAAACCAAGACCACUUUUCUGUGGUACAACAUAGUUGUUGCUUUCUAAUUUUAGGUGUAUUUUAAGGUAUCUCUAACUGGUAAGGAGUUUUUUUGUGGACUUAAAAAAAACAAAAGAA
Mercenaria mercenaria is the source of this 6466-nucleotide messenger RNA. RefSeq names its product N-alpha-acetyltransferase 38, NatC auxiliary subunit-like. The record is from RefSeq and is a predicted model, not a curated record. The transcript has 4 exons. Gene Ontology annotation, cellular component: NatC complex. Bases 988 to 1296 code for a protein of 102 amino acids. Gene Ontology annotation, molecular function: RNA binding. Lineage: Eukaryota; Metazoa; Mollusca; Bivalvia; Venerida; Veneridae.